GGACAGCUCUCCUACAAAGCCAUGUUACUUUGGUCAGUAUGGAGUGUGAUAUUGUUCCUGACCCCGCUGGAGGCUGCAGAGGAGGCUGACGUCCGGGCAGGCUGCAGCACAGCUGUAAAUGACCUGGUGUAUAUUGUUGAUGGCUCAUGGAGUGUUGGGUUCUCUGACUUUGACACGGCCAAGCAGUGGCUAAUCAACAUCACAAGCCAGUUUGACAUCAGUUCCACCUACACACAGGUGGCUGUGAUCCAGUACAGUGACACACCUCGUCUGGAGAUUUCUCUGGGGAGACAUCAGGGUGGAGCAGAUCUCAUCCAGGCCAUACAGAGUAUCACCUACCUGGGAGGAAACACACAGACUGGAAGGGCCAUCAAGUUUGCUGUUGACCACGUCUUCCCUUCAUCGCAGCGGGUCAGCCGGGUCAAGAACCGCAUUGCUGUGGUGGUAACUGAUGGCAAAUCACAGGAUGAUGUGGUGGACGCCAGUAUGGAGGCACGAGCUCAGGGCAUUACAGUGUUUGCAGUUGGAGUUGGCAAUGAGAUCACCACUUCAGAGCUGGUAUCCAUUGCCAAUAAACCUUCAUCCACCUAUGUCCUGUAUGCUGAAGAUUACACUACUAUUGACCGUAUCCGCGACUCCAUGGAGCAGAAACUAUGUGAAGAGUCUGUAUGUCCGACACGAAUCCCGGUGGCAUCUCGUGAUGAGAAAGGCUUUGAGCUGAUGGUGGGCAUGAACAUUCAGAUGAAGACUAAGAAGAUCCCUGGCUCUCUGGUUUCUGAGGCAGCAUACGCCCUCACAGCCUCGACAGACAUUACUGAGAAUACCAGGGAGAUUUUCCCAGAAGGCCUCCCUCCAUCCUAUGUGUUUGUAGCCACCCUGCGUCUAAAGGGGCCUUCAAGCAUGCUGACCUUUGACCUUUGGAGGGUGUUGUCAAAGGAUACGGAGAUCCAGGCCGCAGUGACACUAAGUGGGAAGGACAAAACUGUCACCUUCACCACCACUAGUUUAACAGAAAAGGAGCAAAGAGUCAUCUUUACAGCCGGCUUCCAGACUCUUUAUGAUGGAAACUGGCAUCAGCUCAAACUUCUAGUGAGACCAAGCCAAGUCACCGGUUUCCUCGACGAUCAAGUGAUCCAGGAAAUCAUGUUGGAGCCAGUGGAGCCCAUAUUCAUCAAUGGGGAGACACAGGUGGCAAAGAGGAGAGGAACAGACAUCAGUGUGCCUGUGGAGCUUCAGAAGCUGCGUCUGUACUGUGAUCCUCAUCAGAGUGAGAGAGAAACAGCUUGUGAGAUCUACACUGUGGAUGAUGAGAGGUGUCCUCUGAAUCGAACAGCCACGGAGGAAGAGGAGGAAGACUGCAACUGUGUAGCUGGACCACAAGGGCAGCGUGGCCCGCCAGGACGCAUGGGUUUCCGAGGAGAGAAAGGAAGGGAAGGACCACCAGGACCUGAUGGUAAGCCUGGUAAAGACGGGAAUCCUGGGGAACCGGGCCCUCAUGGAUUACCAGGGUUGAAGGGUGAAGACGGUCCUGCAGGACUGAGAGGGGAGCCUGGUCUACAAGGUAACAAGGGAGACAUAGGGGAGCCAGGCUUACCGGGAAAACCAGGACCCCCAGGACCCAAGGGUUUUCCAGGUCAGAGAGGUGAACCAGGACCUCAGGGAGAAGUCGGUUCAGUGGGGGAGCCAGGAGUACCAGGCACCGGUGGAGUGGUGGGUCCACCAGGACCUCAGGGAGAGAAGGGAGAUCCUGGGUCGGCUGGAGCUCAAGGUGCACCGGGUGUCCAGGGACCUCCUGGUGAUGUCGGCCCAAAGGGACCUCUGGGAGAGACAGGGAUGCCUGGGCCACAGGGACUACCUGGAACAAAGGGAAUCCAGGGACCCCGGGGGCCGCCCGGAGAGAUCGGCCAAGAUGGUCCCAAGGGAAAGUGUGGAGAUCCUGGGGUUUCUGGUUCUCUUGGUCCACCAGGUCAGAAGGGCUCAACAGGGGAGCCAGGUUUUCCAGGGCUGCCAGGCGGCAUGGGAUUGCCGGGGUUCAAGGGUCAUAAGGGGGAGCGAGGAGAGGCUGGCUCUAAAGGAAACCAGGGGGAAAUGGGUAGAGAUGGAGACCCUGGGACGCCCGGUAUAUCUGGCGAAGUGGGACCCAGGGGAAGGAAAGGAGAGAAAGGUGUGACAGGUGACGAGGGCCUCAGGGGACCUGAAGGAAAGAAAGGUGAUAUGGGUCACAUGGGUGCUGUUGGUCCUAGGGGAUUUCCUGGCCAGGAUGGGUUGCCAGGCCAACCAGGCCAGCCAGGAUAUCCAGGGAAACCGGGCAAGCCUCCCUCAGACGAACAUCUUCUAAAGCUCUGCACUGAUGUUCUGCGUAACCAACUCCCAGCGCUGCUCCAGACUCUGGCCCCCCCAGCUAGGUGUGAACCCUGCCAGAGCGUGAAGGGACCCCCGGGCGAGCCAGGAGCACCGGGACCCAAAGGCUCCAUGGGAACUCCAGGUUACCCUGGCAGGAGUGGUGCUCCAGGUUAUCCAGGACCUCCUGGAAUGCAGGGUUCUGCAGGCCUCAAAGGUGACAUGGGACCACGAGGUCUGAAAGGCAGCAAAGGAGAAGGGUACCUUGGACCUCCGGGACCACCUGGACAGCCAGGAAUGCAGGGUCCUCGUGGCUUUGAUGGAAUCGGCCACCCGGGCAACCAGGGAAUUCCUGGAAAACCAGGACCACCGGGAGAUCCUGGUAAACGGGGGAACCCAGGACUUCCAGGGGUGUGUGAUGUUUCGAUGUGCUAUCAGACCUACAACCUCAGGGAACAUUACAGCAAAGGACCUAACGUUUGAUGACACAGCAGCGUGGGCAGAGGCUGCUUUUGAUUCAAACACUCAAGGUGUUUCGAGGGGAGUUUUGAGGAGGAGAUUUACUGUAUUACUGAUUUACAGAGAUGUGUGUGACUCAUUUGUGGCAGGGUAUGUGGGGAAACAGCUGCACUGGAGGCAGAUAUAACCUCAUUAUUUGAGUUAAACUGAAAUGGGCAGGGUAUUGAGUCAUGAUUAUGGAAUUCAUGAUCAAAGACGGUCAGCAGGUUAGCAGUAGCUUUACUGUGAUACCUGGCUAAAAUGGCUACUUCAUACUUUAAACCUGCAAAGUUUGACAGCAGAUUUAAAUGGUGGUUUCUAGUUUGAUGAGCAGCAAAAUGGUUGUAACUGAGACGUGUUGUUUUUUUUUUUGUGUGUGUAACCAGCAGGAGAAUUAGGAUUUGGAUUCACAUAACAAAAUGGCUACCUCCUCUUUUACCUGAGUUACUCUUUAAGUUAAGGAUACAGGAGGUUUCUCUAACAAGACAAGAUGCUAACAGGCUAGCAUUACCGUUAGCUUCAACAUUACAUGCAUGCACAAAAAAACAGAUAAAUCUAUUCAACAUUAUGUGGAAAAUAUAAAUACAAUUAGUAAAAGGUUGUCAUGCAUUAAAAUAAAAUCAAAUAAGACUUAUAAGGCAAAACCAAGUAGAGCAAGUCUUCCUUAAUUAACUUCUAAUUUCUCAUUUAUUCCAAAGUAUGAGUCCAUACAUCUUUAACUGCAUAAGUGGGAAUUAGCUCACUCACUGUGCUUGAAAGCUGUUUGGCUUCACCAGUUGAGAUUUACAUCAACCAGUGAGAUUAGGUCUACCUUCAGUGCAGCCGUGCGUCAGAGAAAUUGAUUGUAUCUUCGAAUUAUGGGAAAGUACAGAACAUGCUUUCAUGGUAAACUGAGAUACGUGACAAUAAUUUUGUGAAAGGUUAACAAAUGUUUAGGUUGGUCAAAGAUAAGAAGCUUAAAGUUCAUGAUGAAAUCACUCCAACUACAACAUUCUUAGUUAGCAGUGCAUCAUUUCCCCCUCAGCUUCUUCUACAUGUAGUAAGCCCUUCUGGUGAAAAAACAUAUUUCUACUGUGCUAAUCCAUCACUGUGACGGAAAGGGUUGUAAGAAUCCAUUCACUGUCUUUCUUUACCCAUCAUCUUUUUUUCUUGUUUAUUAAUAUUAUAUAGACUUAUCUUGCAUUGUUCUUCUCUGCCCGUGGAUUACCAUAAAGUCUCAAAAAGUGGCCUUUAUUUACCUCAGCUGCAGAUGUAUACAAGUUUAUAUUACUGACAGGCCUUUAUUUCUAUUCCCCGUUUUUUCUUUAAGUAUAUCUCAUCCUAUUUUAGAAUGACGCCUUCUUGUUUCUUGAUUUGCUCCCAAUCUAAUUUGCUCUCGAUACAGUUUGCUGUCAACUCAAAACUUCCUCCAUGUUUAGUUAAAUACUUACUUUAAUUAAAUUUUUAAUAUUAUGCAUUUCCACAGCACUAAUUCGAUCAGUUCCAUGACAAGGUUUUGUUCUACUCACCUCUGAGUUUAAGAAAACUGAAAUAUUGAUCAUCUCCAGUUGCUUUCAUUUUACAUUUGUUGUGCUAGAUUAAGUUACCAUCAAUGAAAAAUAGUACUUCCUGCACCACAAUAAAAGCCUCCCAUUGGCUCAUCAUAGUCCUGGUAGGCUUUUGAUUUGAAACAGGAAGUACAGAGUUUUACUGAGAGUAACUUAACCAUGCUCUGAAAAACAUUAAGUUAAAUGAUUGGAAAUAAUUAAAUGAAUAAGUGAUGUAAUUUAUAAAUAAUUAAUUAAAACAGUAGUUCUUUUAUAAAGAGAAACUCAGAGUAGUAGAGUGGUGACUAUGAUGUUGGUUGUUAUUUGUGACUCUUCCAUUAUUGAAAUACUGGCUUUUAUUUGAGCUUUUAUUUGAGAUUUUAUGGUGUAACAUCCGUAAUGACAAUGCCAAGAAAGGCUGUUUCAUACACUCUGUGGCAUUUACAAUAGUUAAAUUAUUUGACAGAGCUGACCUUUGGAAAAAAAAGGUUUGAGAGUCCAGAAAUGGAGAAACUGUGUUGACUUAUUCGUCUGGUCUGUCGCACAAUUGCCUUAUUUAACCUGCUCUGAUGGGAUAUCAACUCCCACAUAACAGAGGGACAUGCUUUUUUUUUUUUUAAUUACUUUUUUGGGGCCUUUUAUUUAUAGUACAGUACAGAGACAGGAAAUGGGGAGGCAGAGAGGGGGAAUGACAUGCAGCAAAGGGCCGUCCGAUGCAGGACUUGAACCGGGGCCGACUGCAGCGAGGACUGUAGCCUCCACACACGGGGCGGAUGCUCAACCAACUGAGCUACUCGACGCCCCAAGAGCAUUUCUUUAAUAAACUGUCUUACUUAACUUUUUUUCCCAACGGCUAGCUGGUUGACUUUCUGUAGGACAGUGCUUUCCUUCUUUGAUUUUAUUGAAUGAAGUUAUGUAGAAUUCCUGAGAAUACAGCCAUACCCAUAAACCUCAUAGAAAUGCAUUUCUCAUCAUUUCUCCCUAAAAGUGCCUCAGAAAAUCUUUUUUCAUAAUUAUUUCUAACUUCCAGAGACUAUCUGGUCAUUAGGUGCAUAUUUUUUGAACAUGUUGAACAUGAUUAUAGAAACAUUUUAGUGUUUUUGUGAAAACCUGUAAAAUGAGUAACCCCUUGGGCUAACAACUAAAAAAAGGAUGUUAAGAAUACCAUGCAAAACUUGAAAACCUGUUGAUUUGAAAUAUUUCAUUGGAUUUGUGCUUAGAUCAGGUAGUACUUUAAGAGCUGUAAAGUAAAUGACAAAUUUCCACUGCGGACAUUAAUGUGUUAAAAUAUAUUUGUUGACCCCCUCAUUGAGUUUAGCAGCUGCUUUCCUGUGUUGUUAAAGAGAGAGUCAAAGAGGGGAAAUAUCAGAUCAACAAAAAGCAAUAAGCAUUCACUAGAGGAAUAAGCAGGGAAACUGUGUUUCUUGGAGCACCCCCACACACACACACACACAGACACACACACACACACACACACACACACACACACACAGACAAAUUUAUGCUCUUGCCUUUUACAGAAAUCGGUUGUUUUUUAUGAAAUGGAUGUUGUUACAGAUUCCUGAGAAGAGAGAAUUAAAAUUCCAUGUAUGGUUAAGACUGACUAGAAAAAUAUUUCAUCACCAAACUCUGUGAAAGACAUUUGGAGCCGUUCCAGAUGCCUUGCAGCAAACUUUCACCAUGCCGGUUUCCAAACUGUUGUUUUGUUGCUCUCAAAGUGAAUUUUUUUUUAUCUCAGCUGUAAGAGAAGCAAGCUGUGGUGUACCGAGUCAUUCAAGUCUUAAAAUUUGGUAAGAAUGUACAUGUUCGCAUUAGGGCAACAGGAGGAGUAGCGAUUUUUAGAUUGACUCUCCAACUAUUUAUUGCUAUUAUUAUUUUUACAGUGCGUUUUCUUUCUAAUUAUUAAUGAAAAUAUGAUUUUACUGUGUGAAGAUAUCAGACUACUUUGCUGAAUGUUGGCAAAUUAUGUUUUAAACCUCUAACCUUUCAGUUUUUCAUUUUGCAGCCAUUAUGUUAUUUAAAUUUUAAGUGUUUUAUCAACACAAAUAAAAUUCUAUAGCCAGGCCUGCAGCCCUCAAAGAGGCGAGAUCGCACAGCACUAAAUAGCUUUUAUUAUUUUCAGAGUCUUUCCAGUAGUGCCCUAAUAUUCCCUACAUAUUAGUGUGAAUGUAUGGGGUCAUUGAAAUCAUAAGGGCUUGUCCUCUGGGGACCAUGAAUGUGUUUAAGAAAUUAAAUAAAUUGCAGUGCAUAUAUUAAAUUGUAGCUUAUCUUGUGUACAAGGUUGAUAUUUUGCCUUGAGGCUGGUGCUAGAGGAAAUUUGACAUGUAAUGGGUUCAUCCUCUGAGGAGCGUGAAUGUGCUCAAUAGAUUUAAUGACAAUCUGCCUGUUUUUUUAAUGCACGAAUGGAAAUAUUGGCCUGAUGGAAAUGUGAAGAGACCCUGCCCCCUAAUAUAUAAUAUUCAUAUGCAACUCAUUUUCAUUGGCCUUGGGAUUUUUUUGUAUCAACUUUUUGGUGAAAGGUUUAUAUUGAACAUAUCUGUCUAUGCAAUUCAUUUGUUUUCCCUACAAUAGCUAAAGCAUGGUUCAAGUUUUUACGGUUUUGUCCUGGCAAACUUAAAUCAUUUGGUUAAGGAAAGGGAGAUGGCAUUGGUUAAUAAGUGACACUGAAAAAGUUUUUAUUCUUUUUAUUUUAAUAUAUAUUAUAAUUAUCUUAAAUACACAUGUCAGUGAUUUUAAAACAUGCACUUCAGUUUACGCAUCACUACAGGUACAAUUCAGUCAGUGAAACAGCUGUAUAAUGCUGUUUGUUGCUCUGGAAGAUGCUUUCGAAAGUUUCUGAGCUUUAGGCUUUAGAGGUAUGGAAAGAAGUGAGUGGUCUAAUGAGUGCUCUUAAUAGAUGCUAUGAUCAGUUGCAUUAUGGGAAAUGUAGAUCCAGAAUUUUUUGAGUACCAUAUCUUGACUUAGGGUAGGAGACUGCAAAUUUAUGACAGAACACCUGUCUUACAUACUGGGGCUGAGGUGUGAUAGACUUACCAUGUACUGCAGGUCUAAUUAAAGAUGCUAUUUGUUGCAUUGUGGGAAAUGUAGGAUUCUAUGUUUUUACAGCUUAACCCAUCUUGGAGCCUAAAAGUUGGGGCAUCCUGACCUAUGCUUCAAUUUUAAUCAUUCUGUUUUCUAAUCAACCUCUUGUGAGCUCCCAUACUUUAUGAAACUGGAAUACUUAAUUGUUGGAGUGUCCCUUUAACCAAGUGUUUUAGUAGUCCAAACCUAACAUUAUGGGACACACGGAUGUGAACCAUGGUCCCAGGGGUUCAGAGUGCUUUGUACACCAAAUGAUCCACCUGCAUUUACGUAUGUGCUUUUCGAUUUCACUGUGGCAUAGAAAAAUACACAAUCUUGGCAAAACGUAACCUCCAAAACACAUUUGGCAAAGCAAACUGAGACUGUAUAGGGUGAUUAUAUUGUGAGGACGAAGACGCUCUACAAUACUAAGGUUAAGCGUCACUGUCACAUGUUUUGUGCACCCAACCACCCACUCCAGCUUCCCACCUAAAGCUUUUUGCAGCAGUACAUCAAUGUCACGCUACUUCCACUUUUGCUACUGACUAAGCUCCUGUUUUUCUGCUGAGCAGUCUCACAUUUAAGCUUUGAAAGGUGCAGCUGUAGUUGGUUUUAACACAGUACCAUCUGAAUCAUGAAAAGCUUUUUUUUCUUUUUUUUUUAAAAUUAGAUAUUCAAUGUACAAGUCUCUGUAUGAUCUCUCAUUCCUGAGUACUGAGUACUGGUGUCAAACUAUCAGUAACAAUCUCCACAGCAAAAACAGUCCAUGCAGUGUGGAAGUUAAUUUUCCAGUGCCAUUGGUGACAUGAUAUGUUGCAUUUGCCUUUUUGGGUUGAGUUUUUCUGUGUAAUAAUUGUUCUUACUUCAGGGUACAGGAAACAAACUGUAACUAGGUUCUUCUGCAUUUUUAUUUCCUGUAACUGAAAUAUUUCCAAGAAGCAUCCAUUUGUAUCAUUCUCAAAGUUAAAAUUGUCCAUAAAUGCUGGACAAUUUACAACAUUUUUGUACAUAUGGUUACUUUUGAAAACACAUGGCAUUAUUAUGUUUAUUGUAAAAAUAUUUUAUAUGGAAAAUAAACUCUAAUUAUGUUA
Messenger RNA from Seriola aureovittata, 8515 nucleotides. RefSeq names its product collagen alpha-1(XXI) chain. NCBI's taxonomy places the organism in Eukaryota, Metazoa, Chordata, Actinopteri, Carangiformes, Carangidae. The coding region runs from base 22 to 2823 and encodes 933 amino acids. The transcript has 31 exons. The record is from RefSeq and is a predicted model, not a curated record.